CGCAGCUUUCACCUCUGCUGACUCGUUCGCGCUUCGAUAUCCAACAAGGAAUUACAAGCAAGCAUAACAGCAGAAAACGAAAUGACGGCGCCUUAACCCAGAGCCGGGAAGGGCCAGCCAGAAAGCAACAAGAACAGCAACAGUAUCAUCAAGAUGGCCCACCCCCUCCCGCCCCCGCCCCCGCCAUCCCCCCCUCAACCUUGGCGUCGGCUGGAGCGACAGAUGGCCGCUGGUUGCCGAUGGAGGAGCCCUUGCCCCGCCUGCCCUGGCACCGCCGCGAGCCCUCGACCAGCACUCAAUGGAGGGAGGGAAGGGGCACCGAGGCCAGGGAAACCUUCCGCGGGCGGCAGUUCCUAGGUCUUCGCCCUGGCAGAUUCAGGGCCGCCCCCGUGGCAGGCGCAGCGUCAUUACCUUCUGGCAACACCCUCGUCUGUGUGUGUGUGAUCGAAGAUUUGCUGACGCUUUUUAGGACAACCAUGACGAUCCAGCUAUAUAUCAGAACGAGAAUAAAGGAAGACUUGUUCCAGGAACAGCUAUUACAGAACAGUGCCACGGGUGUUUCAGAAGACUUGGGGUCCUGGAAAAAAUGCCGCAAAAUGAAUGGCAUGAUUCAGGCCCAGAUUGCACAAUUGUAGGCCAAUACGCUGUAAUGAAUAUAAAUUAUUGAAAUAUAAUAAAUAGUCAGGCUAAAACAGUUCUGAAGUCAAAAAUAGGUAUAUCUGUAAAACGGACGAGAACAAGAGAGGAGGUGAUAGUAUGAUAGUGUCACUUUAGCGACGGCCAUGCUUCAAGCUUCUAGAUCAGGCUCGUGUUUCAGUGUCUAUGCGAAUCAUCCAGUUUCUUUUAUUUCAUGAAUACCUUAAGUUUACGUGACGUAUGACAUUCAUCCGUUAGUGUAAGAGUGUGUUGUGUGUGUGCAUCUCUUUGAAUCAUUUUUAAGGUUCAAAUAUUCGGAAGGUUGUAACUGAUUUCUGAAGACCUGGCAAGUACCCUGCAGCCAUUUGGGAAGGAGUGACAAUCAUAAGACCUUCGGUGAAAAAAAACAUUGAUAUUCAUGAAUACGUUUGUUUGAAUAUUUGUCGUUUUUGAAAUAUAGCAUGGCUUAAACUUAAAUGAAAACAUAAUUCAGUUGUUUUUUUUAUUUCUGUUGAUUAGUCAGUUAUAUCUUUAGAUUUCACAAUACAUUAAUGAAAAAAUCUUACAGCGUAAAAGAUGUCCAGCCUUCCAGAUAACUCCUUCCCAGAUCUGCGAGGAGCUUGAAGUGUCGUCUUUUCCCGAUUUUAGAACUAGAUGUUUUUUGUGUGUAAUACCAUGCCAUAUAUUCUUUAACAUUUUUGUAUAGUGUAGCAUAAAAUUCUAUUGUAAAUAUAUGUAAAUAAUGCUCUUUAAUAAACUUUCUGUUUUUCUUGUAUAA
Molecule: messenger RNA, 1414 nt
Organism: Penaeus indicus
Lineage: Eukaryota; Metazoa; Arthropoda; Malacostraca; Decapoda; Penaeidae
Exons: 3
Coding region: 240-635 (131 amino acids)
Source: RefSeq, a predicted model, not a curated record